AUGAGUCGGAUCACACCCGGAUGUUACUACCACGCCGUUUCGGAACUGGCCAAAAACCUCAUUUCAACCCAUGACUUCUUCUCAAGGUGUCUAAGUCAUUUUACUCCUACUAAUGCUCGCGCCCAACAUCCAGAAGAUGCAAAUCCUCGCCAACAGCUGGGCGCCCUGUUCUGGCAGGACGGCUUUGGACCCGUAGCUGCCGCGAUUAAGUUAUGCGAGCCCGACAGCUUGACGGGAUCACUUGAUGCUGAAGGAUUGGUGCCUCUAUUCGUAGCAUGCACGGUCGCUUCCCAGACCAUCGAGUCCAUCCGAAUGUUAGACAGUCAGAAUGUCUUGGCAUCGCCCCUUUUCCGCCAAGCCCUUAUGGUUACCUCUUUGGAGAGCGGUAACAAUACACUCGCCCGAGAUAUUAUUGAUCUUGAGCCAACGGCCCCACCACCACCUGAAACAUGCGUAUUCAAGAUGCGGAUUUCGCCCCUCGUUGACAAAGAAAGCAUACCAGCUGGUGUGUGGGCCGCUCUGGUAGUGAAAGGAUGGGCACCGCCAUCGGAUAAAUUAGUUACUUGGGCAGGAAUUAGCACCAACGGGCCAGAUGGUGUUGCCCUACUAAGAGCUAUUGUUGCAACUGGCUACGAUAUGCACGCCAACCCUAUGAAUAAGCAGGUCUUCCCGCAGAUGGCGCUCACUAGCGGCGAGCCUGAAGUUACAGAAUAUUUCUUCGAUCUUUACUCCGUUACCCCGACCAAUGACAUGCUCAUCCAGGCUAUCGAGAUACGGCCUGAAGGUGGUAUAGGGAAUUUGAAGUGGUUGCUAGACAAGCAUCACAUGAAUGUAAAUUACGUGCGCCAGGGGCCUGGUCCUUUCAAUAGACCUCCUCCAACUAAUCCAAGAGAGAGAGCUGAAUGGGACUACGCAACGAUGUUACAUGGAGAACGGCAGGAUCCAAAGACUGCCUUGCAAGCUGCUAUACUUAUUGGGAAUACUGAGGCAAAAGAGUUCUUGCUGGGAAGAGGCGCCUUAGAAGACGCAGGAGGCAACCCGUGAUGGUGUACUCGAUGAUAGCUUGCUUUCACAAGAUACUGUCUUCUUCUGGAUCUUUUCAAUAUAAACUUUACGGCUUCUGAUAUAUGGUCC
Annulohypoxylon truncatum is the source of this 1134-nucleotide messenger RNA. RefSeq lists its product as uncharacterized. The transcript is spliced from 2 exons. The record is from RefSeq and is a predicted model, not a curated record. The coding region runs from base 1 to 1044 and encodes 347 amino acids. Lineage: Eukaryota; Fungi; Ascomycota; Sordariomycetes; Xylariales; Hypoxylaceae.